Molecule: messenger RNA, 723 nt
Organism: Filobasidium floriforme
Lineage: Eukaryota; Fungi; Basidiomycota; Tremellomycetes; Filobasidiales; Filobasidiaceae
Exons: 3
Coding region: 1-723 (240 amino acids)
Source: RefSeq, a predicted model, not a curated record
AUGACGCUUAUCUCGAAGGAAGUCGAUGAGGAUCUCGAUCUCAUCAAAGUUACCGCUAAAUAUGGGGGAAGCAUGAAGCUGUGUAGCUCUGUUUGGCGCGACGCCCUCGAUAUUGGCGACUUGCCAAAGCUCAGAGACAACCUGGAGCCGAUGGAGAAGAAAAGGAAACUCGACCGAGACUUCCCCAUUAUCAAUUUUGUCCUUCCGAUAUUGAAAAUCGUAUUCAAGCUUCUCGACAGCAAUGUCGAGCCGCAAGAUUACGAACCUGGAUCUUUCGCAGAGUGGCCGGUGACACACCCCAUACACACCUACAGAGCCGUCAUCGAAGCUUCGGACAUGUACGAUCUUCCGGAAAUCGUACCUCGUUUCUUCGAAAUGCUUUGGCAGCUAGCUUCCCGCAAUAAACAAUCGGCAUUCUUCGUUUUCGUUGUCGCAUGCGACUGCAAAGACGCUGCCCUAGCUCGAUUUGCCAUCCAGAACUUCAAAGAUCUCACCCACCCAGUCUACUUCUCAAGGAACAUUGCUCGGCAGCUGGAAAUCGGUGGGUGGCGAGUAUUGUUAAGAGCGGUCCACGGACUCGCUGCUGGGAGGAUUGACUGGCAAGCGGUUGCAAAGGCUGCAGAAUUCCCCGAAGAUUGGAAACAGUCCAGCAAAGUCUGGGAUACCCUCGGACUGGCCAUCGAGGUCGAGGAAGAACCCAUCCUCUCCGCUCCCUCUGACUGA